This is a messenger RNA of Serpula lacrymans var. lacrymans S7.9, 1709 nucleotides long. RefSeq lists its product as uncharacterized. Lineage: Eukaryota; Fungi; Basidiomycota; Agaricomycetes; Boletales; Serpulaceae. Gene Ontology annotation, molecular function: heme binding; iron ion binding; monooxygenase activity. The transcript is spliced from 17 exons. The record is from RefSeq and is a predicted model, not a curated record. The coding region runs from base 1 to 1638 and encodes 545 amino acids.
AUGUCGUCAUUUUACAUCUUAACGGGACUGGUAGCAGCAUUUUUAGGUCAUUUGGCGUACAGGAGACUCCGAAGACCUUCAUUCUUUGAUUUGAUUCCUGGCCCCCCAUCCUCUUCCAUCUUAGCUGGAAACUUAUUGGAACUAUCUACCUCUGGUGCUGGUUCGUUACCAUUGAUAUGGCGCCAGCAAUUCCACGAAAACACAGUGCUCCGCAUCAAAGGCCCUUUCUUUAGUGGUGACGGCUUGUUCAUAUCUGACCCGACUGCACUGUGGAAAGUUUAUGAUACGAAUAAUUCAUUUGCUCGGCCACCUUCAAUGACAGCAAUUGGCGAAAAACUGGUUGGAAAAGGUGGAAUUAUCUUAUCUGAAGGUGAAGCACAUCAUCGUAUAAAGCGAAUUAUGCAGCCCGCGUUCAAUGCAGGGCCCGUGAGAAACUUGCUUCCCCACUUCCGACAUGGGGCUUUGGCACUUGUGGACGCAUGGGGAAAUCUCGCUGAUGCACAGGCAGAAUCCGGAAAGAAGGACGCGAAAGCAGCUAUAGAUGUUUUCGACUGGCUAGGAGCAUCUGCUUUGGAUAUGAUCGGCCUCGCAGCGUUCGGAAUGACACUUGGUGCUGUCGGCCGAAUGCAAGGAGCUGAAAGCGUAUCGAAUUUAGCUGAUGUUUAUAAAACUCUUCUCGACACGAUGGGAGCAGAAGAGUCUGCUGUAUCCAUUUUCAUUCGAUACAGUCCCUCUUGGCUGAUUGACAUUCUCACCUUAAUCCCCAACAAGUUGAUGCAAGCCGUAACAAAAUCCCUAGAUAGCGCGAACGAAGCCGCGCGGGCCCUGGUGCAAGAUCGAGUGGAGGCAAUCAAGAAUGGCGAUACGCUCUCAAAUGACGCGCUUACUCUUAUGCUUAAAGCAAACUUGAAUGAAGAUACCAAGUGGCGCUUGACUGAGAGUGAGAUGACAGCGCAGAUUACCUCUAUAUUCUUCGCGGGUCAUGGAACAUCCGCAGCCUUUAUAUCAUGGGCCUUGUAUCAACUCGCAAUGCAGCCUGAGCUUCAAGAUCGUGUUCGAGAAGAAAUUCUAGCCAACGCCCAGCAAUAUGAUGCUGAACAAGACUCGAAUAUCUUCUCAUCGAAAUCUAUGCCUCUAUUUGACGCUUUCAUCAAGGAAGUCAUGCGAUUCUAUCCCGUAGUGCAUUUCAACGAGAAGAUGGCAACAUCAGAUACAGUCCUGAAUCUAUCACGACCUCUCGUACUGAAGGAUGGCUCCACAGUGUCGGAGAUUCCUUGUCCCAAGGGCACGGUCAUUUAUGCUGAUAUCAUUUCCUAUAAUUUCUCCAAAGCUAUUUUCGGGCCAAAUGCCGAUGAAUUCGUCCCUGAACGUUGGUAUACUCCUACCCAAGGCAAGCUUGCGCCUAGUGUCUAUGCAGGCUUGUUCAAUUUUAUCGCUGGACCCAAGGCAUGUUUAGGAUGGCGUUUCUUGAUUCUCGAGUCGCAGGUGAUGUUGUUUGAGCUUAUCCGGAACUUUGUCUUCCAUCCCCCUCAAUGCGAUGUCUUGAAACGCAUGCAGCUAGUGAUGGUCCCGGCGGUGAUGAAAGGGGAGGAGCUUUCCGUGGAGAUGCCGCUAUUUGUCGAACGAGUACAAGGAUAGAUGGAAUUAAUUGAGUUAUUAGUAUCAGGGGAGCCAACAGGCAUCAAUGUAAUAUCUUGUUUUAUGCAAAA